This is a messenger RNA of Meleagris gallopavo (turkey), 3652 nucleotides long. NCBI's taxonomy places the organism in Eukaryota, Metazoa, Chordata, Aves, Galliformes, Phasianidae. The record is from RefSeq and is a predicted model, not a curated record.
AAUCUGUUUUCAGGCUGCAAGCUGCUAUAUAAACAAGACUUUGCAAGACGGUUAGGACUGAGAUGUGUUACUUGUAAUUACUGCUCACAGCUGUGCAAAAAGGGAGCAACUAAGGAACUUGAUGGUGUAGUGAGAGAUUUCUGCAGUGAAGAGUGCUGUAAAAAAUUUCAGGACUGGUACUACAAGGCUGCACGGUGUGACUGUUGUAAGUCACAAGGAACUCUCAGAGAGAAAGUGCAGUGGCGUGGAGAAAUGAAACACUUUUGUGAUCAGCACUGUUUGCUCCGUUUCUACUGUCAGCAAAAUGAACCAAAUCUGGCAACCCAAAAAGGACCGGAGAACUUACAAUAUGAUCAGGGCUGUCAAACUCCCCGAACAAAAAUAACAGGGUCAGCACCACCACCUUCCCCAACCCCUAACAGGGAGAUGAAGAACAAGGCUGUUCUGUGCAAGCCUUUGACAAUGACAAAAGCCACAUACUGUAAACCUCAUAUGCAGACAAAAUCCUGUCAGACAGAAGAUGAUUGGAAAAAAGAGUAUGUCCCAGUGCCUAUUCCUGUACCCAUCUACGUCCCGGUGCCUAUGAACAUGUAUAGCCAAACUGUUCCUGUUCCUACUUCAAUUCCUGUUCCUGUGCCAGUUCCCAUUUUCUUGCCCACUACUCUGGACAGCACUGAGAAAAUCUUUGCAGCAAUAGAAGACCUGAGGGGGAAAGUUCCCUCAAAUCCUCUGGAAACGGAACUGCUGACCUUGUCAGGGAUGGUGCCUGAACAUGAAGGAAAAGCAGAAGUUUCUGAUGCCACCAGUGUGAUAGCUGAAUCCAAUCUACUAAAUUCCGAAACGGAGGCACAGACAAGCUUGCCAGAUGUUCCAUACGAACCUGACCUCGAUAUUGAAAUAGACUUUCCAAGAGCAACUGAAGAGCUUGAUACAGAAAAUGAGUUUUUAUUGCCUCCUGUUUUUGGAGAAGAAUAUGAGGAGCAGCCAAGGCCUCGUUCAAAAAAGAAGGGAGUGAAGAGGAGAGCAGUGUCAGAGUACCAAUCACAUGAUGAUAGCUCUGAAAACUCAGAAUGUAGUUUUCCAUUCAAAUACACGUAUGGUGUGAAUGCAUGGAAGCACUGGGUAAAGUCUCGGCAUUUAGAUGAAGAGCUUCCAGAAUUAGAGGAACUGAAAUCAACAAAGUCUGUGAAAUUAAAGGAAGAUCUAUUAUCACAUACUUCAGCUGAGUUAAACUAUGGGUUGGCCCAUUUUGUCAACGAAAUUCGAAGGCCUAAUGGAGAGAACUAUGCACCUGACAGCAUCUAUUAUCUGUGUCUUGGGAUUCAGGAGUAUUUAUAUGGAAGUAAUCGAAAAGACAACAUAUUUAUUGAUCCAAUCUACCAGACAUUUGAACAAGAAUUAAAUAAAAUCCUUAGAAGUUGGCAACCAAGCAUACUUCCAGAUGGAUCAAUAUUCUCUCGAGUGGAAGAGGAUUAUCUAUGGAGGAUCAAACAGCUAGGAUCACAUUCGCCAGUUGCUCUUCUGAAUACUCUAUUCUACUUUAACACCAAGUAUUUUGGUCUGAAAACAGUGGAACAGCACUUAAGACUUUCUUUUGGCACUGUUUUUAGACAGUGGAAAAAAAAUCCUCUAACAAUGGAAAGCAAAGCUUGUCUUCGAUAUCAGGUGUCUUCCCUGUGCAGAGCUGAUAGUGAAGAUAAAAUUACUACUGGGAAAAGGAAACAUGAAGAUGAUGAACCUGUAUUUGAACAAAUUGAAAACACAUCUGAUCCAACUAGAUGCCCUGUGAAACUGUUUGAGUGCUAUCUGUCUAAAAGCCCACAGAAUCUGAAUCAGAGGACGGACAUGUUCUAUUUGCAGCCAGAAUGCUCUGUCUCCUCAGAUAGUUCUGUCUGGUACACUUCCACCUCACUGGAUCGCAACACUUUGGAAAAUAUGCUUGUACGGGUUCUUUUAGUAAAAGAUAUUUAUGAAAAAGACAAUUAUGAACUGGAUGAAGACAUAGAUUAAAACAAACUUCCAAAAACAGACAAGAAAAAAACAGCAUUAGAUAUAGUCAUGCUGCUAGACUUUUAUUAUGGAGAACAUUUCAAGUUUACCCUUUGUUUUAUGAGUUUUGUAGCAUUGUGUACCCUCACCUGGGUAUUAACACUGUAAAUAGUCUGUGAGUGAGUUUCCAUUAUUCUGCGUAGUGAUGCUAGGAUACCUAACAAACACAUUUCAGAUUCUUUUUUUUUAUUAUUAUUUAUUUGACUAGGUAUGUUUGUAACUUUUUACAUUGCAAAAUAUGAAUGAGAAUGUGCCAUGUGUAAUUUUUUUUCUCGUAGUAAGAGACAUCCAUAUUGCACAACUCUGCUGUUGCAAGCUCCCUUGAAAGGACACUCUCUUUUAAUGGGUUCUUAAACCGAAUGGUUGUGUAUGGGUAGCACUACUAAAGUUUAGAACUUGCUGUGUCUUUGAGAAUUUUUAAAUAAAUUGUAAACUAAUAGGUUUUUACUUUUUAGUUACUGAAGCCUUAUAAGGUUAUGUAGAGAGAUUCCAUCUUAUGUACCAAAAAUAGACAAAAGAGAAUGCUGUCAAUAUUGGUGUACUGUAAUGUGAAUCUAUUCUGGUGAAAACUUUUUUUUUUGUUGCCCUUAUUAAAACCUUAGUGUCCUUUCCUUAUUUGUGACUCUCUCUCAAUUGCCCCUACAAAUAAUAUAUAUAUACAUAUAUAAAUAAAUGAACAUAAGCUUAAAGCAUGUGAUCAUCAUGACAUGUAUUUUGUUUAAAAAAGGGAGACAAAAGAAAAAAAAAAUCCAAAGGAAAAAGCGGGGGAAAAAAGAAAAAGAGAAAAAUGUCUGAUGACAAUGCUAUAUAAUUCUUUUCUGUCUUUUCUGACCAUAAAUGCUGGUACCUCAUAUCACUGUAAAUCUGUCCUUUGUAGCCUUAGCAAAAUGAAUUUUGAUGCUGUAUUACAUAAAGUAAUAUGGUAUACUAAAUUUGAACUUGUUUGUUCUUGUGUUGCUGUACUUAAAUACAGUCAGUACUUGACAAUGGCUGGGAAAAUUCUCUUAACUAAUGCCUCCAUACAAAAGCCAUAUGACACAUAAGAUGUUGCAGAACGCUGAUAAAUUUUUGAAGAAAAUGCCUUUCAUAUGUUCUGUAUCCUUUCAUUGUGCUUAUUCUGCAUAAGGAAUCUGAUUUCCAGAUCUGCUCAAGUUUUGUUCCUUGCUUUUGUUGAACUGAUGCAAGCAUUGUGGUGGCUCAUGCAAUGAUUUUACUAUUGUUCUGAAAAAAAAAUGUGGUAAAAUAUUCUCCUACAAAAAGUAGUCAUUAGUUUUGCUUUCUUAACUGACUUCAAGUGUGUUGAGAAGAAUCAUUUAUGAAAGGGGGAAAUUUUCUGUCUGUGUAUGUAUGUGCAUAUAUAUAUAUAUGUGCAUAUAUGUGUGUGUGUGUACACAUACCACCUUAGGGCUGAUUUCUUGCAAGGGCUGCAUGACUUUAUCGUUUUCCUUAGCUUAAGAAGAAUGCACUUGGAUACUCAUCUUUCUAUACAGAGAAAUAAAGCUUCGGUUGCUUUGUUUUGUAAAGCAAGUUCAUUUAAAUUUUUACUAUUCCUGUAUGUCCAUGAAUAUGUAUUGACUUUAGAUAUACCAGUGUUUCAAAAGUA